AAAUUCUCCUGAGUCUUUAUUCAAAUUGCCAGCUAAGCUCUUAUAAACAAACACUUGUAUUCCAGAGGGCCUUCAAACAAGUCUUGGUCUAAGCUACAGAGCUUUCGAUAUCCUAUUGGCUUCCCAUACUCAAAGAAAAGCGAUUGUAGAACACUGUAAUUAAUAUAAGUAGUUUUCUUGUCUCCCCUUUUCAAUGUUCAUUAUUUGCCAUACUGUCGUCACGUACUAGUUGACGGGUAUUGCGCUAUCCGACCAGGGCCUGUAAUGAUGUCGAUCUCGGUCGAUAGAUGAGGGGUUGUUUCUGUUGUGCUCCUCACACCAGAAGAUAUGGCUGUUAUCAGGAGGAAUUGCGUGCCCUCAGUGAGAUAUGGGAUAAUUAACCUCACGAACCAUGCGAGGAUAAAAGCCUCCAUACGCCUUUCUCUAUCUACCAACUAGCAACUACCUCAACACCACAUACUCCAUCCUUCCCUUAUCACUAAACCAACCCCAUCAGCCCCAUUCUCAAAAUGACCAACUCGGCACCUAAGAAACAAAUCAUCCUCAACGCCUUCGUCAUGAACACCCCAGGGCACCUAGCCCCAGGUCUCUGGCGCCACCCACGCAACCGCACAACGCAAUACAAAACCCUCUCCUUCUGGACCGACCUCGCAAAGCUCCUCGACCAAGCCGGUUUUCACGCUCUCUUUAUCGCCGACACACUCGGGCCUUACGAUGUCUACAAGGGUCCCUCGAACGUCGUGCCCGCACUCGCAUCUGGCGCCCAGUUCCCCGUCAACGACCCCCUCUACCUGGUCCCCGCCAUGGCCGCCGCGACCAAGAACCUGAUUUUCGGCGUCACCGCCAGCGUGACGUAUGAGAAGCCAUAUGCGCUUGCGCGCCGGCUCUCCACCGUCGAUCAUCUCAGCGAGGGCAGACUCGCGUGGAAUAUUGUCACCUCGUAUUUGGAUUCCGCGGCGCGGAACCACGGAUUGAAGGAGCAGAUUCCGCACGAUGAGCGAUACGCCAUUGCGCAUGAGUACAUGGAAGUCGUGUAUAAGCUCUGGGAGGGUAGUUUUCGAGACGACGCGGUGAUUGAGGACCGUGAGCGAGGGGUGUAUAUUGCCGCUGAUGCAGUGAAGGAAAUUAACCACAAGGGUAAGUAUUUUGAUGUCCCCGGGCCGCAUUUCUGUGAGCCGUCGCCGCAACGGACGCCGUUCUUGUUUCAGGCGGGCGUGUCGGAGGCUGGGAAUGGGUUUGGCGGGAAGCAUGGGGAGGCGAUUUUUGUUGGAGGACAGACCCCUGAGGGCGUUAGGGCUACGGUUGAGAAUCUGAGGCGGGUGGGGGUGGAGGAGGAAGGGAGGGAUCCGGACCAUAUCAAGAUUAUUGUGGGGAUUAAUGUGAUCGUGGCGGCUACGGAUGAAGAGGCGCAGGCGAAACGAGAGGAGUACCUGAGUUAUGCGGACGAGAAGGGUGCGUUGGCCUUGUUUGGGGGCUGGACUGGUGUGGAUCUCUCGGGGUAUGCGGACGAUGAGGACUUUCGGUUCACUGACUCCCCGCGUGUACAGUCCCUUGUGCGGCGCUGGUCAGCCACAGUGCCGGGGACAGACAAUCUUCCGUGGACGAAGAGACGCAUUGUUGAAUACUUGAGCGUCGGCGGAUUAGGGGCGAAGGUUGUCGGUGGACCGACGACUGUGGCGGACGAGCUAGAGAAAUGGGUUGAGAUAUCCGGAGUGGAUGGCUUCAAUCUUGCACAUGUCACCAAUCCUGGCACGUUUGAGGAUAUCAUUGAGCAUCUCCUGCCUGAGCUCCGUCGCAGAGGUCUGUUUCGGUCGGAGGUACCCGAGCAGGGUGCAACUGCUCGAGAGGUUUUCAUCGGCACGAAAAGAUUGCCUGAAGAUCACCCCGGCAGUCAAUACAAAUGGCGAGCUGAAGAAGCAAUUCCCCAGUACAAAUUGAUCGAGGACAAGACGGCAACAGAGGCGUAA
Molecule: messenger RNA, 1967 nt
Organism: Aspergillus melleus
Lineage: Eukaryota; Fungi; Ascomycota; Eurotiomycetes; Eurotiales; Aspergillaceae
Product: LLM class flavin-dependent oxidoreductase
Exons: 1
Coding region: 510-1967 (485 amino acids)
Molecular function (GO): monooxygenase activity; oxidoreductase activity, acting on paired donors, with incorporation or reduction of molecular oxygen
Source: RefSeq, a predicted model, not a curated record